GAUAUAUUGCUUGGUGAAAAGAUUGUUAUUUUGUGUUUGUUUUUCUUAGACUGUUCUUUUUACCACAGAGUAUGGUGUUGGAUGCAUCAGACACGACUGCAAUUCACUUAAAUUGGGUAAUGGCUGCAUUGUUAAACCAUAGGGAUGUCAUGGAGAAAGUCAACGAAGAGCUAGACACAAAAGUUGGCAGAAACAGAUGGAUAGAAGAGAGUGAUAUGACGAAUUUGGUUUACUUCCAAGCUGUCGUUAAAGAAACACUGCGAUUAUAUCCGCCAGCACCUUUGUUAGUACCCCACGAAUCCGUAGAGGACUGUGUUGUACAAGGAUAUCACAUUCCGAAAGGUACAAGAUUGUGGGUCAAUACUAUGAAACUACAACGAGAUCCUAAGAUUUGGUCGAAUCCUGAUACAUUUGAUCCAGAGAGAUUCUUGACUAGUCAAGUAGGGGUUGAUGUUCGCGGUCAACAAUAUGAGUUCAUCCCAUUUGGCUCUGGAAGACGAUCUUGUCCAGGGAUCACGUAUGCAACUCAAGUGACACACCUUGCAAUAGCUCAUUUACUUCAAGGUUUUGAUUUUAGUACACCGUCGAACCAGCCUUUGGAUAUGAAAGAAGGGUUAGGCAUGACCAUGCUCAAAGUAAAUCCUAUAGAAGUGUUGAUUACGCCUCGCUUGCCUUCUGUACUCUAUCAAUAGUAAGAUGUAAAUUGUUGUCUUGUUUGGUUAUGUAUGUACUUUUUGGAUGUGUAUUUACUUAUUAAGAAACAAUUUGAGUGCCAAAUAUCUCAUUCUAACUGCAAGCAUUAAAGUAGUAGAGUAAAACAUAAGCACCUUUAUACUUGUA
Messenger RNA from Lycium barbarum (goji berry), 840 nucleotides. Its product is annotated as nicotine N-demethylase CYP82E4-like. The record is from RefSeq and is a predicted model, not a curated record. Bases 72 to 692 code for a protein of 206 amino acids. Lineage: Eukaryota; Viridiplantae; Streptophyta; Magnoliopsida; Solanales; Solanaceae. Gene Ontology annotation, biological process: defense response to other organism. The transcript has a single exon. Gene Ontology annotation, molecular function: oxidoreductase activity, acting on paired donors, with incorporation or reduction of molecular oxygen; heme binding; iron ion binding.